Molecule: messenger RNA, 9477 nt
Organism: Paramuricea clavata
Lineage: Eukaryota; Metazoa; Cnidaria; Anthozoa; Malacalcyonacea; Plexauridae
Source: the annotation of a GenBank genome assembly
AUGUUGACAUCUUGUAGUGACUUUGAGUCGGUAAGUUUGUUUUCUACGUUGUUCUCUGUUUGUCAGCUUGGGUAGGAAAAUAAAUAAAGAGCACUGUUUUACCAGUGGAUUAACAUGACUACAGGUAUAAGGACAAGACCGAAGCAAAUACUUUAAAGAACAGUGUUUCAACAACUGCAUUUUAAAGGGAACAACAAAUAAAAUUAUACGAGUAAUUUAUAUUAAUAAAGGUCGAUUUAUGCACUACGCAACUUUUGCCUAAACUAAUGAGUUGUUCUACUGUGUAAAUGAAGGACACAACUCGGCUGUACAACUCAAGUUGUGAGCAGGGUUGCAUGCGACAGUUUUAGGCAAAAGUUGUGUAGUGUAAAUCGAACUUAAAGAGGGUUAGUAUACUCUAUAUUUUACAAUAGAUAUCAAGGGAAUAGACCCUUAUCGGUCCACUCGACCAAUCACGUUAUCGAGUUAUGUCGGGAGAGCAAUAUCUGCAGACAUGCACAAGCAUAUAGAUUAUUAAAUAUUAUGUAAAAAUAUGAGAGUAAUAAAAGAAAGACGGCUUCGGAUUAUAGGAAUUCAACUACAUGAAAAAUACAAGGAGAACUUCAAAGUAGAAAUACAAAAGAGAUUCUCCUUGCGUUUUUUCAGGUAUAGUUAUAUACCGACAUUUUCUUAUUAUUGCCACGACUUUCACUGACACAGAUAGUUCAGUAGAAAACCUAACACUGUUUUAUCACUUCGCCUCAAGAUUUGCAUAUUGAGGAAGUGUGCUGUACCAAUUAAGCAAAGGUCCUAUGUUAUCCAACUACGUUAUAUUAAGUGCACAAAAUGUUAAUCAUCAUCUCAGCUUGAAUCCGGCUUGAAAUAGCGGGCGGCCUGGUACGGGUCAAUAACUUGCCUUGUCGGACAUUGUAUUGUACAGUUUAUUUAAACACGGUAAAAUCUUCAGUAUAUAGAUACUCUAACGUAUACAAACAUAUAUACAGUAACAAAAAAUCUAAAACUAAGUCUACUGCUGUUUUACAAGAUUGGUGGGAGUUUCAAUUGUUAUAGUACUCAUUUAUAGCUUUCUUAAACUGUGAUAUCGACACGAAGUGACUUAAGGUAACUCUUGUCACACCGUAAUUAUUUGACAAUGGAUUGUUGUGUUUCUACAGGGUGGAUAUAAAAAACAGGGGUCGGUUGUAUAAAACUCUUAAUCACUUUUUUAAUCACUAUUUUGUAGUUAAAUAGUGAUUAACUCUCAAAUACGCGUUUCUUAUUGGAUGACGUUUCCACUAACUACAGUUAACUUUAAUCACUUUUUUAUACAACCGGCCCCAGGAUUCUGAGCAUUUAUACUCAAUUUCAAAAACUCAUUAAUAAUUCAUGAAGCAAUUAUCCAAUCUUGAGUAAGAAAUUAGUCACGUGCAUACGUCUUUAUACCAGCUAAAGAACACUUUAACAAAAGACCAUUGUUAUGCAAACUAUAUAAAGAUUUUUAUAUAAAGAUUUUUAUAUAAAGAUUUUUAUAUAAAGAUUGACUUAUUAUGCAAACGUUUUUGAAGCCAUUUAAAAAACUCGCAGGUCGUGUUUUAUUAGGUCUAAAGCCACUCGCGCUGCGCGCUCGUGGCUUUAAACCUAAUAAAACACUCCUGCUCGUUUUUUAAAUAGUACGUAACUCAUUGUAUGGAAGGGUUUUGUAGAUUGAGAUUUCGAGUGAGAAUUUUAGACAUUUACUAGAUCUAACCAGAAACAGUUGUGAAAAAUACAACUAUAAAGCCUCUGGUAGGAAUCGAACUUGUGACCCUGUGAUUCCAGUGCAGUGCUCUACCUGUAUAGCUCAGUUAUCCAUCCGUAACCUUCGUAUUGCCAAUACCGACACUGGCACAAACAAGAUUUUCUCAUAAAUCAAGAACUAACAUAUUGGGCAAUACUACUUUCUGUGGGUGACCAAUAUCAGCGCAAUUUAAAACAUAUUAGUCUAGAGAUUUCGCUUUUAGAUUAUAAAUUAACAUACAAUUCUAAGAUCUAUAUUCACGUCUGUGCGUGUGAUAAACUAAAACCAUACAAGUUUUUUUAUACAGAUUAAAGUCAAAACCAAACCACGAAUGUGGUGUCUGAGCAGAAAACAUGUCAUAUUUAAUGAAAUGAACAAACAUAUCAUCUCAAUUCAAAUCACUUGCACUCGGAGGCCAAAUGCGACAUGUGGAUUAAGCUAGGCUGAUUUAAUACACUAUCAAAGUUUCUGUGAUCACAGUAGGAAUUUUGCAUAGGGAAAUUCUAAGUUUUGAAGGAUUUGUAAGAAAUGUUUGAGGGAAAUGACUUAGUAUUUAACACUGAGUCAUUUCCCUCAAAACAUUUCUUACAAAUCCUUCAAAACGUAGAAUUUACGCAUGCAAAAUUCCUACUGUGAUCACAUAAACUUUGAUAUAUAGUGUAAACACCCAGCCUUUAGGUAAACUCUUGGUCUCGGAGAAAGCUUAAUUAUUUGAUAACCAAGUGCUCGGUUUGUCUCUAUAGUCAAUUUUGUAAUCAAGAACUAACUGGAAUUCUUCUUGCGGGUGAUAUAUAGCUGAUAUGGGUGACCAAUAUAACUCAUAUAAUAAUUAUUUAAACAUAUCGGGCCUAUAGAGAUUGUAAAUUAACAUAAAAUGCCAAGAUAUAUAUUGACACAUGUACGAUAAACGAAGGGAUCAUCUAAAGACCGGAUGCUGUAAAGUGCAGCAGUAAAAAACACGAGCUAAUGUCUAUAGAACGACUAUAUGUACAGACAGUCAUUUGUCUAACAACAAAAUAACAUUGUUUAUAUAUAAUAGCAAAAACAACGUAAUUCCUGAUACAUAAACUGUCCAUGAUAUUUUAAAUAAUAAAUCAAGUUUGAAUUUAUUAAUUAACAUAUGCAUGAAUUACAUGCGAAUGACGUUUUGUGAUAAGAUAAGCAAUAUAUAAGCAUCAUUCAUCACCUAAAUCUCGCUGCACAAGAAAUUGAAGUAUAUAUUACUUAUAAGAAAGAGACAUGAUUGUAAACCAGUUCUCAAAAUCAAAGGUAAAUAAAUAGAUUAUAAAUUCAGCUAAGCUUAGUUAAAAUUUUAAAGUAAAUUAUAUGGGCAGAGUAAUUAUUUUACAAAAACAUAAUUGUUCUUCGAUAAUUAUCUUGCAGAGCGCACAACUAAGAAAUUCAAUAUAUCAUGUAAUUCAUGUUUUGUUCAAAUUCGCAAGGCCGGCUGCAUGCGUCAGUAUACAAAUUUGACUUUGUUUAUACACAAUUGACAAGCAUAUAAUAAAACAAAAGGUCACUAAAUUAUCUACACGAGUGAGUAACUCUUGUACAUAAUUUUAAUACUUAAGUUACCAUUGUUCUAUUCUAUGCUUUUGUAAACUAGAACAAUUUAGUAACUAUAAUAUACAGGGUGUCUCAAAAAAACCCAAAAUCAUUGAAAUUGACGUAUUGUUCGAUAUUCAAUGCCCUAGCACUAAGUUAAUCCCACGAGUGCAUAAAAGAUUGACAUAACUGCUAUAAUGAAUGGUAAUACUCAGCGUAAACUUGUUAUGUCAGGCAUAAAGUACUAAACCCACGAAUGCAUAUUACGCAUAUUACAAUUUACGAAGCAUUUUUAAAUUCCCAUGACCAAACAAACGUUCACUUUACAAAGAUAUUUUAAUUUUUUAAAACAAAUUAAUCACCCUGUCAAAAUCCUUUGUGUUACGGCAUUGAAAUUCGAACAAUACGUUAUUUCAAUGAUUUUGGGUUUUUUUGAGACACCCUGUAUAUAGGCAUGCAUGUGAGUUAUCUUUUAAGCUUAAAAGCUUGGUUUCCACUAUCAAAGUUUCUGUGAUCACAGCAGGAAUUUUGCAUGGGUAAAUUCUAAGUUUUGAAGAAUUUGUAAGAAAUGUUUGAGGGAACUGGCUUAGUGUUUAACUCUGAGUCCUCAAACAUUUCUUACAAAUCCUUCAAAACUUAGAAUUUCCCCAUGCAAAAUUCCUACUGUGAUCACAGAAACUUUGAUAGUGUCAAUCAGACUUGAAGAUAAACAUUGUUAGCCAAAUUAUGUAGAAUAGACAAUCUGUCAGAAACCGUAACCUCAAAACAGCCACAUGUCAGAGUAUUGAGAAGUUUCGUCCGAAAGGUUUUCCCCUGCCUACGGACUAUGUUAUUGAUUAUUUAUUUACACAAAUAUUUCCUUCUUCAGCUGUUCGAGGGUGACAAGGAGAUGGAGAGAAAAUCCAAAGAUGAUGGGCAUGGUCAUGGUCGGAUCACCAUUAAUGUCGGAGGAUUACGUCAUGAAACAUACUUAACCACCUUAAGAAAUCAUCCUGAUACAAGGUAAUCACGAAUGGCGUCAUCAAGGUUUUUGCUAUCUCUCUCUCUCUACUAUUAUAUUGUUUUCAACUUGCUUUCUCCGUUUAUCGCUCAUUUCAUAUAUAAGCCUUCCUAGGCAUCCAAUUACAAUCAUCAUGACAAUAUAGCCUUGUCUUCUCCUCCCGUAUCUCGCCAGUUGUUGGUCUAUUUUCUUCAUCCUGCUUUGCAUCAUAGUCAAUAGAAUAAGAAUGUUAGGGAACUCGAUGCAGACAUAAAAUACCUCAUUAUCUAUGUUUUUGUCGUUUUUCUCUUGGUUUAUACAAGAAAUAGUCGGUUCAUCGUCACGUGUGUAUUGUUUUUUCGCCCAACCAACCAAUAGCAGUGUGUUGGUUUAAUUACCCAGUCGUGAUAUUACACAAUGGUUUAAUGAAAAUGCAGCUAUUGGUUGCUCUAGUGAAAAUACAACACACACGUGACGAUGAACCAACCAUUUCUCGCAUAAACGAAGACGAAAACAUAGACAAUGAGGCGUACUAUGUCUGCAUCGAGUUCCCUAACUUUCUUAUUCUAUUGAGUAUGGUUCAACAUAUCGUUGUAAACAUUCAUGUCUCUUGCAGAUUAUUCUGGAUAAGUGAACAACAUUAUACGUCGACGCGAAGUCCAGAAUACAGUGCGGAGAAAAAGGAAUAUUUCUUCGACCGUCACCCGGGAGUGUUUGCCCACAUUGUCAAUUAUUACCGCACAGGAAAGUUACAUUGUCCCAUGGAUGUGUGUGGACCUCUCUUCGAGGAAGAAUUAUCUUUCUGGGGAAUUGAUGAACGCCAGGUAAACACUUUGUUUGUUAGAAAAUUGCGAGAUGUUGGUUACUUUUCUUGCUGUGUUCCAGUAUUUCUCAAGUUGACUACCAUCCACCGAAAGGUUCAAUCAAACCCACCAAUAUCUUCGGUAUCAAUCUCCUCUUUUCAAAGUUCUCACGUAGAAAACCAUAUUUCAUCAUGUGACCUCAAACAGGGCAGGAAAAAAGAAUUUUCUUCCUGGGAGCACAACCUGGAGACAAAAAUAUCCUGCAGACCAACGGAGUAUUUUUGUGCUAAAUCUGCAUGUGCAUAAACAUAUAGUGUUCUAGCUGACCAUGGUUUCAAAUUCAAGAAAUAAUGUCUGUCAACUAUAUGUUGUUGCGCCCAUAGUGGGACAUGGAUGUUAAGGUUUCCUUCAAAUCUUCAUCCAAACGAAUUUCCUGCAGCUGUUUAAAAUGUUCUGCGAGCAGUGCUCGCCUAUUUUCUCCACCCCUGACUCCAAGACUCUAAUAUAACACACAUACUAUCUGAUUUUCUUUUCAACAACUGCAAAAUGAUUGAUAGAGCUGAUUACUGGUAUUUAUUACUGUUGAAGAAUCCUUUGUGAUACGGAGACUGAAAUCUAACCUUAAUCACGGAACUAAAGCUUCUAAAGAACUAAUAAUAUUUAACUAAUGCCUCAUGUACAUUUAUCAUAUUUCAUCACUGGUAUAUAUACCUAUGACACAGAGUAAUUUCAUCAUUCCUGAUGCUUAAAAUCUAGUCGAAACGUCGAAUAAACACUUUUCAAAAUGUUUUUGGAGUCACUAUUGUAUUGUAUUUAAUUAAAAUACUCCGUAAUUCACUCAAUUUCCUCUCCCACAGGUGGAAUUAUGUUGCUGGGAAAGUUAUAAACAACAUAAAGAUAAACAAGAAAAAUUAAAAUAUUUUACAACACCAAGUGACAACGAAAACGAAGAAGACGAAGAAGUGGAAUAUUCAUUUUGGAAGAAUGCGAGAAGAAAAGGUUAUAUGCUGUUGGAAAAACCUGCUUCGUCAACACCAGCCAAGGUGAGACUGCAGUUCUUGCUUUGCCACCUGCUUUACACUAUCAAAGUUUCUGUGAUCACAGUAGGAAUUUUGCAUCGGUAAAUUCUAAGUUUUGAAGGAUUUGUAAGAAAUGUUUGAGGAAACUGACUUAAUGUUUAACAGUGAAUCAGUUAAACCCUCAAAAAAGUCUUACAAAUCCUUCAAAACUUAGAAUUUACCUAGAUGCAAAAUUCCUACUGUGAUCACAGAAACUUAGAUAGUGUAAACCAGAGAUGGACAAAGUAUCGGAACCUGGAAACCUAGUUCCCAGAAAUUUUUUUGAGUUGAAAGUUUCGCAGAAAAUUUUCCAGAGAAUAUUUUCAACAUUUUUAGAUAACUCUGUUUACUCAACUUACAACUAUUCUACUUUAUUUACACUGUACACGCUAACAUCAGCAGCCUUUUAAAUAUUUGACAGAAAUUAAUUCUGUUACCCACCCCUGCCAUCACAAUGAGGUAAAAUGAUAAAUAUAUGCUCUGCAAAGCCUCCAAUAAAAUGCAAAUUAAAUAGUAAACUUGUAAAUAAAAUAUGCAAUGAAAUAAGCUUCAAGUGCCAGUGCUAUAUGCUAUUAUUAUACUGCUAUAAUACUAGUAUAAUCAUAACAUAACAAAAAAUAUGCAAAUCAGACAAAAAGUCAAGUGAUGGAAUAAAUAAGAUACCAGUUGAUAAACGUGGUAUAUAACAGACAACCAUUGCGAAGCACGAGCAUACGUAAACCAGCCUAAGAAAAUUUCUAGCCUUUCACCCAUGUUGCUAGAAAGAAAAAAAAUUUUUCCACCCCAGGUGUAAACCAGCUUUUAAGGAAUAUAGGAACACUUUAAGGUUGAAAUACAGACAGUUUAGAUGGACCACUUAAAACAUAGAAGCAUUGGACAGCAUCAAUUCUCAAAUUGUCACUGCUGCAGAACUUUCAAACAUUCUCUCUUUGUUUCAGAUUGUCUCCAUUCUAAACCUAACCACGUUUCUCAUCACAAUCAUUCAAUUCUGUUUGACAACGUUACGAACAUUCCAAGAAGACUCUCAACGAAUCAAAAUUCUCUCCAACAUACGGAUAUUUACCGUCACGUGGUUUCUGUUCGAUCUCGUACUCAGGCUGCUGUUCGCGCCAUCUCUGGUGGAACAUUUUAAGAAAAUUAUACAUUGGUUGGAUUUAACUUCAGUGUGUGUUCUGAUCGUUCACACCAAAAUACAUCAAGCUCCAAACGCUAUCCAACCUUUCGAGAUGUUAAUCUUUCUUAAAUCAAUUCGUUUAUUUCAUUUAUUGACGUUCAGUUUUGUUAUACAAGUUUUGACGAAUACUCUGAAAGCCAGCACACGAGAACUUGGCUUGCUCACUGCUAUUGUGGUCUUUCAAGCCUUCAUAUUUUCAAUGGUGUUGUUCUUCAUUGAAAGAGAUGAUUCGAGCACGAAAUUUGAAAGUGUUCCUCAUAGCUUAUGGUGGGCGAUCAUCACAAUGACCACGGUAUGUAAUACUUCAAGUUUAUUGUUUAUCGAGUUUCUCACUCACUAGUGAGCGGACUUCCCAACAGGAUAUCGCCCAAUUGUUAAGGGAUUGGGGAUUAUUAUUAUUAAACUUUAUUUAAUGAGGGAUUGCAUUGAUUACUUAAUAGUAUUCUUCCCAAUGGCCCUCGAUGUACCUGCGAUUUAACGUCCUUAUCCGAGAAGACGCGAAAGUCUAACCAUUUACUGAUGUCAAUGUAAAGGUAGCUCUUUCUCCUCAAUUAUUUUGAGACAUUGAGUAGAGGACCGACCAAGGAUUGAACCCAGGUCUCCAGCUUGAAAGACAAGCGCGGUGAAUACGACAUCACAAGAAGUGUUUUUUAAAGGUGAUGUAAAGUCCGUUCUGCGCAGGCCUACAUUCCAAUGGUCAGGUUCCGACCAUUGGAAUGUUGUUAAUAUUUCGCACCUUCCGAACUUUCUUGAAUUGAAUCUCUAGUCUGUAUUCAUUUACAAGCAUAGCAAACCAGAAGAGUGUUAAAAAUUCAGUAUAAUAUAUAUCUAAUCAUAUUUUACAACUGUAGCACUGAGUUCAAAAUGUAAACAAAGCGUUUGUUCACAUUACGGACUUUACAUCACCUUUAAACUUCUCUCACAAUAAAACUGGGCAGGCAGUACUGACAAAGCGUUUGUUUUCUCCCCAGGUAGGUUACGGCGACAUUCAGCCUCGCACAUGGAUGGGACAAAUCCUGGGUUGUUGUUGUGCUAUGUGUGGUGUGUUAGUCAUAGCUCUUCCUGUAUCUGUCCUUGGAACGAACUUCACGUUAUUCUACACGUAUGCCAAGGCGAGGCUAAACUUACCACCUAAAGCUGAGCAGAAACAACCGCUCUCGAAAGAGCUUACGUCAUUGAAAGCGAAGAAGGCCGGGUUACCUCACGCCAGUUCCAGCUACAGCUGCAACUCAAUAGCCAGGAAAUAUGAACAAACUACAACUAAAAGCAGUUUGGAAUGUUUAACGGAAGACCACAAUGACAAAACUGAUGUUUCCUCGCAUAGAUCAAGCAUUAGCGACAGACGUCCAAACGGUUCAAAUUCUACGCACCAAAACUCAGCGAACGCUCAAGACACAGACCUUGAUCUAACACCAUCUUUCCGAGAAUGUAAUUUUGAUUUCUUGGAAGUGCCUGCAGUAGGCAAGCGGUUAAAAAAAUCGUUUUUGACAAACUCAAUCUCGCGCAUGUUCAGUGCGAUCACACAUCACUCGAGGCAGGCCCAGGCCUCUGCAGGAGCGCUGCAACUAGACGUACAUUCCACGUAUCCACUAUACCUGCGUCGGGGCGCAGUCGCCCCGGGUUCGAUCAGUUCUCGGAGUUUCUCGUCAACACUAUACGACAGUGGCUCGUCAAUACCAAAUUGUGUGAAACAAUCAGUAAAGUCUUUGAGACGCAGACAGAAACUUAGUAAAAGACUGGGGAGCACAAGGAAAUGUACUUCAAAUGCAGAACUACAUCUUGUCUGUUUCCAUCGUUGUGAGAAACAUCCGAACGAGGACAAGAACGAUAGCAAAACUAACAAUUGUUCAUGUCCGUCACAUCCUUCAGCUUACUCCAAGCCAAGGCUCGCGAAGAGUUGUUCUGAGUUGAAUGAUAUUCUUCAAGGGAACUAUCAGAAUAGUCUUAAUAGCAUGAACAGUGAUAAUUUCUUGUCAUCAGGGGAUAUACCUGGUGAUGAUAGACCACAGAGCGUUCCUCUCAGCGAGAUAGCAAUUACAAUCAACGGCUGUAGUGACGAUGGCAGCGACGGGAAAGAUCAGAAACUCCCACUGUUACGAAUUAAUAACCCCGGAAAUAAAGGCGUGUUCUUAAAACCGUGGGCGAAUCACGCGGGGAAAUGA